AUGGGAUACAUAAAUCUGCUCGAACUAAAGCUUUUGUUAAAUAUAUCAUUAGUCGUGCUGCUGGUAAACGGACAUGGCACUCAGACGGAAGCACAGCCGGAGUUUUUGGCACCGCUGGACAAUCUUACGGUGACGCAGGGCCGUGACGUUUCGUUCACUUGCGUCGUUAAUAAUCUUGGACAAUAUAGGGUUGCUUGGAUAAAAUCCGAUUCGAAGGCAAUACUGGCGAUCCACACGCACAUGGUUGCGCUAAACCCGCGCCUAUCCGUCACCCACAACGGGCACAACACGUGGAAGCUGCACAUAUCGCACGUGCAGCUGAACGACUCCGGCAGCUACAUGUGUCAGGUGAACACGGACCCAAUGCGGCAUCAGUCGGGCAACCUGGACGUCGUCGUGCCGCCGGACAUACUGAACGAAAACGAACCCAACACGCUCGAGGGUGGUGUGGCGAACGAGGGCGGCAACGUGCAGCUGGUGUGCCAAGCGACCGGCGUACCAGAACCGGCCGUACAGUGGAGACGCGAGAAUGGCAAGGACAUCGUCGUACGAACGGAGGGCCGAGAAAAGCAAGUCGUAAAGUUUGUUGAGGGCGAACGGCUCGUCCUGAAUCAGGUGCAACGGACCGACAUGGGCGGGUAUCUGUGCAUAGCGUCGAACGGUGUACCACCCUCCGUCAGCAAACGGUUCGAUGUGCAAGUAAACUUUCCACCAAAUGUGAAGGCAGGAAAUCAACUAGUAGCAGCACCGGUGGAAAGCCAUGUCCUGUUGCAGUGCAUCGUGGAGGCAUUUCCAACCCCACUAAACGGUUGGCACAAGCACGAUGGCAUGAAGCUUUACGAAGGUGAAAAAUACACAAUCAGCGAGGAAAAGCUCAACGCCUACACCUGGCAGCUAAACUUGACCGUGAAAAAUCUCCACAAGGGUGACUUUGGACCGUACAUUUGCUCAAGCAUCAAUGCGUUGGGAAAAUCGGACGCUAGGAUACGUUUGCAGGAACUACACCUACCUCCGAAACCUACCACAACACCAACGCCUUACGUACCGUCAACAGUGAAGCAACCGCGUCGGAAGCAGCACUACUCGACGCACGGUAAGGGCCAUGAGGCGGGCAAGGGCGCCAACACCUUCAACCGGGAUACGUACAUCAUCAACCACAUACAGGAGAACGAUUAUCUCGGCAGCUUGAUAGUGCACGAAGGUAACGGCGGACAUGGGCUGGUAGGUAUGAACGGUGCGACAAUGGGUACCGGCAAUGGGUUGGGCGGUCCGGGCGGUACCAACGGUGGGUUGGAGAAGCCACGCAACACGCAAAUGCCGGCACCGAUCCCAUCGCGCCAACCGCACUGGAUACUGAACAACAAAUCCCGCGCGAUGGACAUCUUCAGCCACAGGCGCACGGUCGCGUUCGUUAGUUGUUGUUUGCUAAUGAUUUAUAGUCUGUUGAUGCUGCUGACGUUUACAUGA
Messenger RNA from Anopheles marshallii, 1467 nucleotides. RefSeq names its product protein amalgam (gene DIP-lambda). The transcript is spliced from 9 exons. Lineage: Eukaryota; Metazoa; Arthropoda; Insecta; Diptera; Culicidae. The record is from RefSeq and is a predicted model, not a curated record. Gene Ontology annotation, cellular component: neuron projection. The coding region runs from base 1 to 1467 and encodes 488 amino acids.